UGAAACAGAGGUUCCUAAUCCUGGCAAAGUUAAAAAGCCUCGGUUCAACAGAGAUAUUUAUACGGUUCUUUAACUCUAAACCCUCAAAAUGGGUCGGUGCCACCCAACACAAGGCGUCGCACAGGUAUCAGCUAAUAUGGCCGCGGGGUGGCGCUUCUUCCGUACUGGAUUACAGUGUGCGUGCAACCCCCAAAUCAUUCCCCCUCGAGAAACAGCAGAUUCACUGUUAGUGGCUGUGUUCGCAAUGUCGGGCAGAAAGCCCCGGUCUGUGGCAAACCCUCUGGAGUCUGCGAUCAUUACACCGAGUGAGAGGAUACUGAAAGAAUGUCACAGUCUGUACGUCGACAGCGAAAACGGCCUGGUGAAGAUUGCCAGCAGCCUUGGAGUCCGGCUCCUUCCUCCGAGAAAGAAAAUUAUUGUGAUGAUAAUGGGUAACCACUCAGCAGGAAAAAGCUCCUUCAUUAACUGGUAUGUUGAAGAGCACAUUCAGAAAACAGGCGUGGCCAUUGAAACUCAGGGGUUUACCUUCAUCACAAGUGGUCGCAAGAGAGAGUCACUGACGGGGAAUGCAACGCUACAUCUAUAUCCUCACUUUCGACCACUCCUUGAAUUUAAAGGUGUUAUGGACUACCUUUCUGCUGAGAUCUCCACCUCAAAGCAGAAGAAAUUCAACCUGGUGACAUUUGUGGACACUCCAGGUUUGGUGGACGGUGACAUGAUCUACCCCUUUGAUGUCAAUAGCGCCAUCACCUGGUUGGGGGAACAGGCAGACUUGAUAUUUGUGUUCUUUGACCCAAUGGGCCAAGCACUGUGCAAACGCACUCUCAACAUAGUGGAGAAGUUGAGUGAAAAAUGUGGCGACAAACUGUUGUUUUACCUCAGCAAGGCUGAUGAAGCUGGGAAGGAGACAGACAGACAGAGAGUAAUGAUGCAGAUUGUCCAAGAACUGUGCCGCCGUCCAGGUCUGAACAAAUGUGGUUUCGAAAUGCCAACAAUCUACAUCCCCAACCCACAAAAGCCGAGCAGGUGUGUGAACCAGAUCGACGGCGUUUGUCAGACCAUUGAGAAGACCAUCAACCAGGCUGUUCAGAAAACUUUGGAUCAGCUGGAGAAAGACUGUGAUCUCAUUUGUUCCACCAUCAGUAGCAGACUGGAACAGGACAGGACUGAUGUGUCCUACAACAAAAGUGUCCGCCUUCACUCAUUCCUGUGUGGGGUUCUGGGCAUUUUCCUACCUUUCCUCUUCAUCCUCAGUUUCAUUGUGAACACUUUUUCUAAAGAGCAGCUGGAUGAGCUGUUCGGUGAAGGGCCGACUCGUACAGUCACAGUUUUCGCAGGAAUAGUUAUGUAUUUAUGGGACUGGAUACCAGAUGAUGGUCAAGUGGUGUUUGUGAUAAUUUUUGGGGCUUCUUGCUAUUUCCUCCUUUUCCUGUCCAAACAUUAUGCAAGCCGAGGGAAUAAGACACUGACAAAGAAGGAGAAGAGGACAAUGGCAGAAUACAGUGAUUACAUCCAUGAUAUCGUCAAAACUAAGAAGGCAAAAUUGUAUGAAUGGUACCUGCAGCAGUGCGCAGCAGAAUAUGACCUCUGACCCUAAGUAAGCUGAAGACUGUCUGCUUUCUGAUGUCGGCAUAUUACUACAUGGUUUUUAUAAAAAGCCGGUCAUCUGUCAGAAUGUAUCCGUUGGCAUUUAUAAUGGAAUCAGCAGGACUUUUUAGGCAAUCGUCCACUGAAUGAUCUGAUUUUCUUCCUCUCAGUCACCGCUGUAACCUCCAGUGAAGCAGAGAUCACUGCCAAGUUUUAUCAUCUCAACAGCUGAUUUAAAAAGUGCCUUAUUUAAUGAGCACAGGAAAAGCUGUGAUUGUAGCUGUUUGAUCAAAUUAAAACUCAUGACUUGUUUCCCAGCGUUUGUUGUAAAAAAGUACUAGAAAGACGUCUUUUCUCUUUUAAACUCUGCUUUUACCAGCAAAUAUAUUUUUGUGAUGUCUGUUCUCAUGUGGACACUGUCCAAAAACCUCACUGCUCCAUCCUGACUAACAUGUGACCUGAGUGGGUUUUCUUGCUGUAUGUCACCCUCAUAUUCGCAAUAACCAGUGCUAGAAUUACACCUGGUUGGGCAUUACAGUUGGAAAUGUAGAGUUCAUAAACCUUAAGACUGCAAAAAACUCCAAAAACUCAGUAAAGUAGGUUUUUGUGUUGGUGAAUCAUCAAAUAUUUUUAUAAAAUUAGAAUAAUUUUCAUACAAAUUGUUUAAUAAAGCUGGUGAGCAGUGACAUCUGAUGUGUACCUCCUAGUUGUUACUUAGCACUGAGCCCUGCAAGUUGUUUACAGAAUAAUUUCACUCUUAACAUCCUGUCAUGCUCUCACUCUAGUGUUUGUGUUCUAUAAAUAUUUUAUUAGUUUUAACAAAUGUUGGUGGGGAUGCUGUUUCUAAAGGAUGCAUUGAUCCACAACACCACAUGAUUAUCAGAGUUGAAAAUUAACUUUUGGUUGCCACAUUAACUACAGAUUCAUGUUUAUUUCAAUUUAUUAAUUGUAUUUUCUGCCAUUUCCUUUUGUUUGAAUUAAAUCAAAGAGGACUUAAAAUCAAGUUCGGCACAGCAGUCGCUGUCAGAUUACCAAACACAAAAUGAUCCCAGUCCAAACCUCAUAAAUCUAUGAGUUUUUUCAUCAAGUGAGUUAACAUUUUUUAUAUUAUUUAAGAUGGCAUGAGGAUAAUUUGUAACUAAUCAGUUAGUGCUGAAUUUCAUACAGCAAUUAGUGAUGCUAAAUGUAUGUUUUCUCUCUCAUACACACACACACACACACACACACACACACACACAUAUAUAUAUAUAUAUAUAUAUAUAUAUACAUAUACACAACACAGACAAUGCUGCAAGAAAGUGUUUGCCCCCUUCCUGAUUUCUCUUUUUUAUUUAUUUAUUUUUUUUGUAAAUGUUUCAGAUCAAACUUUAAAUAAAAGUUAAAGUCAACACAAGUAAACACAAUAUUCAGUUUUUAAAUGAAGGUUUUUAUUAUUAAGGGAGAAAAAAAUCCCUUUGUUUGCCCUCUAAACCUAAUAACUGGUUGGGCCACCUUAACAUGAUGUCUAGCUUCUAAGGAUCUUUUGGUCUACUUCACUUUGUCAGGCAGGUCGUAUUUAAGUAAUUUCUUGUUUGAGAACAGGCGUGGCAGUAAUCAGGCCUGGGUGUGGCUAGAGAAAUUGAACUCAGGUGUGAUAAACCACAGUUUUUCCUCCCUUACUCAUUCAUUCAUCCAUCCAUUAUCACUUAUACCGCUUCGUCCAACAAAGGGUUGCGGGGCAGCUAACCCAGCAUUUUAGCAGGUAAGAGACAGGGUACAUCCAGGAGAGGUCACCAGUCCAUCGCUGGGCCAACACAGAGAGAAACAACCAUUCACGCUCACUCCUAUGGAGAAUUUAGAGUGACCAAUUGACCUAACAUGCAGGUUAAUUGCAUGAGGAAGCUGAAGUACCCAGAAAGAGUAUUACAGGGAGAACAAGCAAACUCCACACAGAACGGCCACUGUUCAAACCUCCCCCCAAGGCUCAAACCAGCAACCUUCUGUAUCAGAUCAUCAAAUUUGUUUGAUGAUCUAAAACAUUUAAGUGUGACAAAAAUGCAAAAAAAUUAGAAAUCAGGAACUUUCUUACACCACAUCAUACCACUAUAUAUAUAUAUAUAUAUAUAUAUAUAUAUAUAUAUAUAUAUAUAUAUAUAUAUAUAUAUUGACCUCGGGGCUUCCAGUCUGUACUCCACACAGAUGUUCCU
Melanotaenia boesemani (Boeseman's rainbowfish) is the source of this 3773-nucleotide messenger RNA. RefSeq lists its product as uncharacterized. The coding region runs from base 89 to 1591 and encodes 500 amino acids. NCBI's taxonomy places the organism in Eukaryota, Metazoa, Chordata, Actinopteri, Atheriniformes, Melanotaeniidae. The record is from RefSeq and is a predicted model, not a curated record. Gene Ontology annotation, molecular function: GTPase activity. The transcript is spliced from 12 exons.